AUGAUUAUAUUAAUCUGAAAAUUUAAAACAUAAUUCUAAAGAAUAAAAUACAAAAGAAUCUUAAAGUAAAAUUUUCAUGUAAUAUAAACUACAUGAGAUCAGUUUACAUAGUGAUGAAAGGAUAAAAUUUUUUUUAAAUAAGAAAUAAAAAGAAAAAUCUUAUGGGAUGUGAAAAAAAGAAAAUAAAUAAAUUAGGCAGUAUUUUCUUAAUAUCGUAGAAAAAAAAGAACGAAGAAAAUAAAUAUUGUCUAUUAUACAUAUUUACAUAUCUAUAUGUAUAUGCAUAUAAAAACGAAUCUACAAUAUUUCUAUUUUAUUGGAUUGUAAUUUUUGUUUAACACAAAAGUUGGAACAAAAUUUUUCUAUAAUAAUGUUGAAAUUAUUCUUAACAUUUACAAUUCUUAUUUAUUUAUGUAAUGGUAAUUUAGCACCAAUUUUUACAAAUAUAACUGAUAAUUUGACAUUAUCUGAAUCCACACCAGUUGGAAGCGUAGUAUUUAAUUUAGAUGCAUAUGAUCCAGAAGGUGAAAAUGUAACAUUUGACUUGGUUUCUGAUUAUUUUCAAGUGAAUUCAAAAACUGGAGCAAUCACACUAAUAAAAAAAUUAGAUCAUGAGAAAGAACCAAAAUUUCAAAUAACAGUUUCACUGAAGGAUAAAUCUGAACAAAUGAAUGGUGACAAUGAAGAAAAAAUAUACAAUGAUGUUCAAGUACCAAUAAAUGUUUUAGUUUUAGACGAAAAUGAUAGACCACCUGUUUUUCAAAAUACACCUUAUAUUGCUGAAAUUUCGGAAGAUGCACCAAUUGGUUCCACAGUUUUUGCAAAUAUAAAAGUAACUGAUAUUGAUACUGUUGGUGAAAGUUUAGAAAUUUCUUGUAUUGACAGUUCAGAAUCAUCCGAUUCUUGCACAAAAUUUGAUGUGAUAGUUGUAAGCAACACUCCAAAUGAGUUAAUAGCAAAAGUUGUAACAAAAGGAGAGUUUGACUAUAAUGAAAAAUCAAAAUAUUUUUUUAAUUUAACUGCAACUGAUGGAAUUUAUUAUACAAAUGAGACAUUUGAAGUGCGUUUAAAAGAUGUUCAAAAUAAGCCACCAGUAUUUGAUAGUCCUUUAGUAGCAAUAAUUGAUGAAAAUGCUCCAAUUGGUACAACAGUAUUAAAAAUACAUGCGCAUGAUGCCGAUACAGGAGAUCCUAGAAAAAUAUAUUAUGAUUUGUUGACGAAUCCAUUAGAUUAUUUUCUAUUAGACAGUAAAACUGGGGAGCUUAAAACAGCAAGGCCAUUAGAUAAAGAAGCUGUAGUUGAUCCUAUCGGAAAUAUUACUUUAACCAUUAGGGCAAGGGAAAUUAUAGAUGGUAGUCCUAGUUCAAAUGAUUCUACGACAGCUAUAACAAAUGCGUAUGUAAUUUUGAAAGACAUAAACGAUACACCCCCAACAUUUAAUAAGAAAGAAUAUAAUGUCACUUUGUCUGAAAAUACUAUACCAGGAACAGUUAUAUCUAAUCUGGAAAUGAACGUAACCGAUGCUGACGAUGACAUGAAUUCCAUUUUUACUUUGGAGUUAAAUGAUGUGUCGGGUGCUUUUGAUAUAGAUCCUAAAGAAGUUCAUAAAACGGCUAAUGUAACACUUCGUGUUAAAAAUGCAGAAUUAGAUUAUGAAAAUCCAAAUCACCGAAAAUUUAUUAUAUUGAUUAUUGCUAAAGAAACUCAUACAAAAGAAAGAUUAAGUUCAACGGCAACGAUUACUGUUACCGUAACUGAUGAAAAUGAUAAUAAACCAAUUUUCGAGCAAGAUUCAUACACAGCGUCUGUAUCAGAAUCUGCUGAUCCAGAUGCAUUUAUUGCAACAAUCAAAGCAAAAGAUAUAGAUUCUGGGGAUUAUGGUGAUGUUGGAAUUCGUUAUUCAUUAUCCGGCACUGGCUCUCAUUUAUUUAAUGUGGAUGAAAAAACUGGAGUUAUUACGUUAGCAAACUGCCAUAUGCCUCAAAACGCUAUAGUACGGAAAAAAAGAGAGCAGUAUGAUUCAUCAAAUGGAAAUUUAAGUUCUGACAUAUCUGUGAUGCAGCCCUCAACUUUAGAUGGCCCAGAUAAUCAAAAAUCUGGGAAAAGCUUAGAUAUAAAUAGCAAGUGUUUAGAUUAUGAAACAGAAAAAGAAUAUAGACUAGCAUAUAAAGCUACAGAUGAUUUAGGCAAAGGCCAAUCCGCUGUUGUUCCUCUAAAAAUUUUAGUAGUAGAUGCAAAUGAUUCGCCACCAAUAUGUGAUAUACCAAUUUAUAGAGCUGUAAUUGACGAAGGAGCUAAAUCAUUUGAAUAUCCCUUAAUUAUUAGAGCAAGAGAUGCUGAUACUGUUUCAGAAGUCACUUAUAGAAUUAUAGGAAAUGAUACAAUUCAUAAUUUAUUUGAUAUUGAUAAACGUUCUGGGCAGAUAACACUCCGGCCAAAUGUUACACUUGACGUAAAUAAUCUUAAUACUUCUCUAUUUUUUGGAGUGGAAGCGAGUGACGGAAAAUUCAUAACUACAUGUACUGUUGACUUGACGAUACGUGAUAUCAAUGAUCAUGCACCUGUAUUUAUGCAACCUUUGUACGUAAAAUCUAUAGAUGAAACUGCAGAAAUCGGAACGAUUAUAGAGAAGAUUAUUGCAACUGAUACUGAUAAGGGCAUAAACGCGGAGAUAAGAUAUCGAAUUGAGAAUGGUAGUUCAGGAGAUUUUGAUAUUGAUGAAAAAACUGGAAUCGUUACUGUCAAACAUAAAUUGGAUUUCGACCGUCGAAAUACUUAUCAAAUGGAAAUCAUUGCUUCAGAUUCAGGUAUCCCAAGUUUAAGUAGCACUGCCACAUUAAUUGUUAAUGUAAUGAAUACAAAUGACAAAGAUCCAUACUUUACACCAAUUAUUCAGGAAACGAAGGUAAUGGAGAAUACCACGAUAGGUACUACAGUUCACAAAUUGGUAGCUAUUGAUCCAGACAUAUCGUCACACGAUGCCCUGAAAUUUGCCGCUACAGAACCCAUAACUGUAAUAGAUGAAGAUGGCAAUAACAUAAUGGAAAGUACAGAGCAAUUAGGGCAAUACUUUUCUAUAGAAUCAAACGGCGACGUUAUUUUAAUGCGACCUUUAGAUAGAAAAAAGUUUGCGACUAUUCAUUAUACUGUUUUGGUGACCGAUAGUACUGCUCCAUCGAUUCAACAGGGGAAAGGAGAAUUAAUAAUUAGUGUACUUGCAGUCAAUAGACACCCGCCAAAAUUUGUUGAGCCCUGGACACCAGAAAACCGUAGAAUAUUAUAUCAAAUUCCGGAAGAAACUCCAAUUGGAAGCACGUUAACCACACUUCAAGCAUAUGAUCAAGAAUCGGUGAUCGGUGAAUUUAAAAUAUCGUCCAAUAACUAUUUUGUGAUCGAUAAUUCGACUGGCAAAAUCACAACAAUUUCUCGUAUUGAUUAUGAGGAGGUUCAAGAAAUCAAUUUUAUUGCCACUGUAUCAGAUGUCGGAGUUCCGCCAUUAACUUCUACAGCAGAAGUUACAGUGAAUCUAAUAAAUUUAAAUGAUAAUUCUCCUACAUUUGAACAAGAAUUUUAUAUAUUCAAUAUCACUGAAAAUUCUCCGCCAGGAACGGUGGUGGGAAAAGUGCAAGCUCAUGAUGUCGACCUUGAAUUUUUUGGAGAAAUCACGUAUUCGUUGAAUGGCGAAAAUAGUAUUUAUUUUGAAAUCGAUUCUUUUACUGGAAGUAUACGAGUUAAAGACUCAUCAAUAUUGGAUCACGAAAAAAAUAAAUUUGUAAAUCUAACAGUAAUUGCUACAGAUAAAGCUCCCGUUCCGUUGCAAAAAUCAGCAAGUGCUAAUAUAUUCAUCAAUGUUCUGGAUGUUAACGAUAAUUAUCCAUUGUUUACAAAAGAAGUCUACACAGCUAGAGUUCCUGAAAAUGCGUCACUUAAUCCACCAGACUAUAUAUUGAAAGUAACUGCGGAAGAUUUAGAUCAGGGAGUGUUUGGUGAUAUUAGAUAUUCGAUUGUCUCAGGUAAUGAAGAUAAGCUUUUCAGAUUAGAUCAAAUGUCUGGAACAAUAUAUCCAUACGAAAGUCUACAGGGAAGAAAAGGUGUUUAUUCAUUAAGAAUAGAAGCUCGUGACAAUCAGGGCUCAGGUCAUAAUCCUAGCUUUGCAAGAGCUGUUAUAGAAAUUUAUGACGUAAAUCAACAUCAACCUAAAUUUGUGGUACCUUCUGAGCAAAAUACUACUCUAGAACUUUACACUGAUAUUCUGGAGGCUGGCCAUUUGUUAAUGACCGCAAAAGCAUAUGAUAAUGAUACAAACGAGAACGGAAAACUUUCAUUUUACUUAAGAUUUAAUGAUGAAAAUCAAGAUGAAACCAACGAAUUUAAAGUUGAUUCUACGACUGGAGAAAUCAGAACAAAAAUCGAUUUGAAACGCAAAGAACAGUCUGAGUAUGGUUUCGAAAUAGUUGUGAGAGACCAUGGAACACCAACACAGCUCGAAUCAACCAGUUAUGUGAAAUUGAUACUAUACGACGCAAAUGGCAAUCGCCCGGAAUUCCCUACUGAAUUAAAUCCAUAUAAAAUUUCCAUAAAUGAAAAUAGUGGAAAAGAUGUGAGAAUAGGGAAAGUUGAAGCUUUUUACAGAAAUAAAAAUUUGAAGGAUAUAUACUAUUAUUUAAUUUUGGGAAAUGCGGAUGGGGCAUUUUAUAUAGAUAAAACUACCGGAGAAAUAUAUACAAAUAAGUCGUUAGACAGGGAAACCACCGAUUCAUAUACUUUGUAUAUUUUGGCAAGUAACAAACAAGAUUUGUAUAUAUCAGAGGCUGAAAGAGCUUCAUAUACUAUAAAAUCUUUAGAAAGCGAUGUCCGAGUCGCAACAGUUAAUGUAACUAUUCUUGAUGUUAAUGACAACGAACCAACAUUUGAAAAACCUUCAUAUUACGCCGGUGUCAAUGCUAAGUCAACUCUAAAUGCCUAUGUGGCCCAAGUAAAUGCAUCUGAUAAAGAUUUUGGUGAAAAUGCAAAAAUUGAGUAUUUUAUUAUUACAUCAAAUCUUUAUAAAUAUGGAUCGUCAAAAGCAACCGGUUCUAUUGUCCCAAGUCCAUUUACCGUAUCUCCAGAAGGAAGAAUAACAACGGCAACUUUUGUAGCUGAAUAUAAUCAAGAUAGAUUUGAAUUAGAAGUUAUUGCAAAGGAGACACAGCCACCUGAACGUCAUGCUAAAACAAAAGUUUAUGUUUGGAUAUACGAUUCUUCGCAAUUGAUUCGCGUGAUUUUAUCAAGACCACCUACUGAAGUGCAAAUAUAUCAGGAUGAAAUUGUAUCCGAACUGAGAAAUGCAACAAAUAGUCGAAUAAUUAUAGACGAAUUACGUUAUCAUGUUGAUUCAACAGGUGGAAUACGAGAAGAUUGGUGUGAUUUAUUUUUCCAUGCCGUUGAUUUAGAAACCCAACAGAUAGUUCAAGUAGAAGAUAUUUUGAAAACCAUUGACGCAAGCUAUGAUUACUUAAGAGACUAUUAUGCUGGAUUUGCAAUAGAAAAUGUAGUUCCAGCUCAUGUUACAGUUGUUGAAGAAGAGUUUGAUUUGGCGCUAGCUGGUUUAGCGGCUUUAAUCAUUGUGCUAUUCGUUGCUGUGGUUAGUUUUAUAGUAUGUUGCUUAUGCUUAAAACAUUGGAACUUAACUGUCCCAAUGGAAAAAAAAAGAAAAGAGACUUUAAUCAAAAAACAAAUCAUUGAAGAUUUAAAUACGACAGAAAAUCCGUUAUGGAUUGAACAAAAAUUAAAGCUUUAUGAAGAACAAGAAUUAACAAUGCAAGUGUUUUCAGAAGCUGAACAAGUUUCAGCAUCAGAUACCAUUCCGAGUGUAUUAGAGAGAAAGGAUUCUUUCGAAAAUUUACAUGCUGUAGAUAAUACAUAUGCAACUAUUCAACCUAGACAUAAUACAGCUCCUAGCGAAAUUGCUGAUUAUGCAACCUUACGUAAUAAUAGAAUUCCAUCAACUUAUGAGUUUACUGGUUCAACAUUCCAAGUUCCGAUAAGAGAAGAUGAUGCAGUAGCAGAACUUAUUUAAUUUUUUUUCCAUAAUUUUAGACUAAAUAAAAAGUGUGGAUUGAGAUUGAAAAGUUGUAUAUAUAUAUAUAUAUAUCUCCAUCCAAAUUUUAUUUUAAUAUUUAUAUAAAUAUGUAAUUUUAUCUUUCUCCAUGCACAUCAUAUUAAUUUAAUUUUUUUUUUGUUGAAUAAUUUCACUAUUCAUCUAUAUAUUCAUAGUGUAAAAAGUUUAUUGUUAUAUAAAGUCAUUAAUCUCAUCUAUAAUGCACAAAAGUUCCUGUGUCAAAUAGCUCAUAUUUAAAUGAUGUAUAGAAAAUUUAUAAGAAAUCUUUUUUAUUUACUUUUACGUUCUACUUAUUAUAUUCAAAUUUACUACUACUUAUUUUAAGUAAAUUAUUAGCUCAAAAUUAAUAUAAUUGCUCAAAAAUAUAAUUUUGUAAACAAAAUUAUUAAACACUCAAAAUCAUAUGAGAUUUUUUUGAAACCGGGACUCCAGAAUACAGUGACAUAUUAAAAAAAUACCGUUUUUUUGUAAAUUUGCAGAUUUCGUACUGUAAAAAUAUUAAUUUACUUUUACUUAUUUUCAAUAUUUAGUAGAUUUUUGAAAGUAGUGUUUAUGAAACGUUAACUUGUUUCAAAAUAUAAUAAUGCUGAAAUUCCUUCCAUUUUAAUUAAAACUUUUGAAUAUUAUUAAUACUUAUAUAUAAAGUAUAAUUGAACAAGAGCACGUACAUAAAUGUCCGUCCAUAUUAAUGAAAUAUUUUUAAGAAUUUUAAUAUAUAUAAUUACAUAUACUUAUGUAUAAAAUUUAUAUAUUAAAUAAAAUUGUGCCUUUUUUACUUUUGUGUUAUACAUUUUUAUGAAUGCACAUAAUGUAUGUAUUAAAAAAAUAUGUAUAUUUAUUGAACGAAUGUAAUUAUUUUAUUAUUCUUAUUUCUUAAAUAAUACUCUAUAUUUUAUAUAAAAUUUUAAGCCAUGUUAGAUAAUAUCGAAAUUCUCUUUUUUUUUUAAUAAAUUAAUAUUUAGUGGUAUUUUAUUUUUUCUGUAGAUACUCAAUGAAAUUUAGUUUUAAUUAGAAGUUUAAAUUUUAUUUUAAUUUUUGAGUUAAAUUAUGCGAAAUAAAUUUAUAAAUAAAGCUUA
Condylostylus longicornis is the source of this 7176-nucleotide messenger RNA. Its product is annotated as cadherin-87A. The transcript is spliced from 34 exons. NCBI's taxonomy places the organism in Eukaryota, Metazoa, Arthropoda, Insecta, Diptera, Dolichopodidae. Gene Ontology annotation, molecular function: calcium ion binding; cadherin binding. Gene Ontology annotation, cellular component: catenin complex; plasma membrane. Gene Ontology annotation, biological process: homophilic cell-cell adhesion. The record is from RefSeq and is a predicted model, not a curated record. Bases 371 to 6058 code for a protein of 1895 amino acids.